Camponotus floridanus (Florida carpenter ant) is the source of this 6217-nucleotide messenger RNA. RefSeq names its product BAI1-associated protein 3 (gene unc-13-4A). The transcript is spliced from 27 exons. The coding region runs from base 1387 to 5382 and encodes 1331 amino acids. The record is from RefSeq and is a predicted model, not a curated record. NCBI's taxonomy places the organism in Eukaryota, Metazoa, Arthropoda, Insecta, Hymenoptera, Formicidae.
CUGCGCACGCAAGUACCUCCGGUUAUACCUCUACGGGAGUAGGAAACAGCGCUCCACGAACUUCCGUAGGGUAGGGCGGCAGAGAAAUAGCUGGUGGGAGUCAUACUAAAGAGAGUGGGAAGGACACCAAAGGAGAGAGGGGAAUGUGAAAACGAGGGGAAGGCACCGUGUUGGAAAAACGGGAGGGUGAAUGUGAAUGUGUAGGUGAGACAGUGAAUCAGGGAAGGAGAUGCGUGACGUGGUGCCUUUAAUGAGAGAAAGAGAAAAGAAAAGAGAGAUAAAGCGAGACAGAUAGAAAGAGAGAGAAAGAGCGAGAGAAGGAGAGAAAUAAUUGCGAGGUAGAAAGAGAAAGCAAGGAAUAUCAGCAAGGCUAUUUCAAGGAAAAGAGAUAAACGAAAAAGUAGGGGUGCGUCAAGGUAAAAGAGAGAGAUGGUAGUACAAUGUGAGAAGGAAAAAAAUAUAUGCAAGAUAGAAAGAAACGGAGAGAUCUUUUUGCAACAGACGAGGGAUAAGUUAGAGACAGUCCGAAUUCUGAGUGAAAUGGGUGAUGGGCGAAGAGAGGUGGAAACCACUUGAGAAGGAGAGGGACGCGCAGGGAUGAAACCAAGAGGGUGCAACUGGUGAAAGUGGAAGGAGAGCAACGCAAGCGACUAGAGGGAAGAGAAAGAAAGAGAGAGAAAGACAGGGUGAGAGAGGCACGCGACGGCGUCUCACCUGUUUGCCAACCCGCCAGUCUGGUUUACGCGCCCGGUCAUCCGUCGGCGCUACAAGUGGCUGUUUCACUUCGACUCUCGAACAAGCGCGGGAUCGUUCAUUUGUGGCUCUUUAUUGCCAUAAAUAUCCGUAGAUUGCGAAAGUACGUGUGAUAAAGUUCUAAAGACGAUACGAUACGUGAUACAUUUUGUUUCGAAAGAUUCGUCUCGCUACUCCUGCUCAUCAUCGUCGUUAUCAACGUCAGCGCGAUGAUGAUUACCUCGCGUCAAUGAUGCAAAUAGGAAAACUGAGAAUGUACGAUAUCUUAAGUGCUUGACAAGUAUGGUGACUUUUGCGAAGAGCAGAAAUUUUUCAGAAAAAUCACAGAGAGAAUCCGAAAAGAAAUCGCAAAUGGCUGUAGCUAAGAAUCAAUAUUGCGACGCAAAAAAGUAUCGUGGUUGGGGGAUUUUUGUUCAGGACAAAUCAACCGGUAAAUGGUAUCUAAUCGGUCAUCUGCGAGGUCGAUGCCUGUAAAUCUCGCUUUACUAUUUCGGUAUUUUGGUUCUCAAGAACGAAUUAUGACUGAAUUCGAAUAAUAGAGGGCGAUGACAUUCAUAAUUGCCUGAACGACGUCAGCAUCCUACGGAGAAAACUACAAGAUAAACAUCAUACAUAGAAAAACAUACGAUAAAAAUGAGUUUUUUCAACUCUCUACAGGAGAUUGUAACGAAUAGUGUGGCCAGCCUUAGUCUGAGCCCGAAAAGAUUCUCGUUCAGUCGAGAGGACUCGAAAGGCGAUUCCAGUGGGACUGGAAGAAGCAGCUCUACCGGAAGCGUCACUUCGACGACUAACACUAGUACCACUGCUGCCCAACAAGCCACGCCGCAUGGUUUUCCUAAGGUUGUACCACCGCCAGGAACUGUCACGUCGCAUACGCGUUCUCUCUCAACACGUAGACGCACUCUCGAGUGCACUUCCUCUCCAGGAUUGACGGUACACCCUGCGACAGGAAGUGGCGCCACAUCACCGAGGCGAGUCGGGUCUUUUCGUCGAAGUGGCGGAUCCAGCGAUCGACCGCCUCUUAUGUUCUGCCGUCGUAGACCAUCCUGGCCGGAGGUCGACAUACAGGCUACUUCCGGUGUCCAAGAAACAGAUGGAUCCUUCUUUGAAAGCUUUACUGCGUUGUCCUGGAAGCAGGAGAAUCGGAGACUCGUUGUUCUUCAGGAAGUGGAAGCAAGAGCAAAAGAACCGCCACCGCCAUCCAGAGAUUCGAUCUCGACUUCGCAUCCGUAUCGGCUUAGCAAAAAAGAGAUAGAGCAAUUGUAUAUAGAAGUCCUUUACACGAUUGCGAAUACAGUAGGCGCCAGUACAGGGCAAUAUGCACAUUAUAAGGAGGAUUUAUAUCGAUACGCUCAGGAAGCUUUCGGAGUUCCCUCUGAUCAGCAUCGGCGAUAUCUUAAUAUUGCCUCAGAAGAAAAGCCACCUAUCGUUGUGCUAAGCGUGGUAGUAAUCGAAGCCGAUGGACUUGAAGCAAAGGACGUCAAUGGAUUUAGCGAUCCUUACUGUAUGCUGGGAAUACAGCCUGGCAACGCAGGUGCGCCAUUGAGCCCUCAAACGAAUUUAACGGCGCAUUCGCCGCACACACCCCCGGCAUCCCCAAGGCAAGCAACUCGCGCUCUAUCCGACGGUGGUGACAACGAGAACUCACAUCAUGAGAAGCUUCGUAAACAUCAUAGUUUCAGGCUUUCGUUUAAGCGCAAGGAACACAGCAGGCGGGAACACCGUGAAUCCUUAAGCGGUGCUCUACCCGCGAAGUUUAUACGAGCUACCUCGGUGAAGCCGCAUACGCUAAGCCCGCGAUGGAACGAGAAAUUUCGUUUCGAUAUCGACGACAUCAACACGGAUAUUCUCCAUCUGGACAUAUGGGACCACGACGACGAGUCCUCGGUGUUCGAUGCUGUAAUCAAACUCAACGAGGUGCGAGGCGUAAAAGGGCUCGGCCGAUUUUUCAAGCAAAUCGCGCAGAGCGCUAGAUCUGGAAGUCAAGAUGACUUCCUAGGUUGUGUAAAUAUCCCUCUAGUGGAUAUUCCGAGCACUGGAGUGGAUCAAUGGUAUAAGUUGGAGGCGCGGACACAAAGGAGUAAUAUACAAGGUAGAAUCAGACUGAAAUUAUGGCUGUCAACGAGGGAGGAUCGCGGGUCUGAGGAAGAUAAUUGGGGUGAAUUGAGACAACAGGAAAGACUAUAUACAGUUUUUCUUAAUCAUGAAAUGAAUAAACAAGGGGAAGAGUUCACUGGAGAACUACCGCAAACCGCGCUGACAAUUUUACAUCAACAUGCAGUGCAAGGUGAUGUUACUGAAUUGCAGCAAGCUUUAAUAAGAUGGGUGGCGAGUUCCCGACAGCAUGCCGUCGAUCCACGAACGCUUCAUCGUCUUCUGCAGGAACUUGACAAUCGAUGGCAUACUGAAACUCUUUCGCGCGACGCAGAACAGUGCCUGGCAGAUUCCUUUAAUGAUUUCUUGGAGGUAUCUUUAAAAAAGGUCAGACAGCAUCGUGUACUUUACCCUCCUCUGCAUAGACCGACUAUAUCGAAAUUGGAUUAUCUACUCAGAUGUUUGGGACUUCUCUCGAAUAUGAAGGCUUUUCGAACUUGUUGUCCUUUUAACAAGGAAAUCCGAGGAGAGAUUAUUACUGCUCUUAGAAAAGGAACUCUCGAAUGGUACGAGGAUACCAGACAACAAACUAUGUGCCACGAUCAAGAACCCGAUCAGGAUAUCGAUCGAGUCUUGCAAGACUUUACGAAUUUAGUAACUACAUUAUUGGUCGACCUGGAACAGGGACUUUUAUAUUAUAACAGUCUCUUUGAAAGUACGAAUGGUGUGCCAUAUUUCUCAGCAGUUUACAAGCAACUGGAAAAACUGCUGGCGGAACACGUGGCGAAACACAUGGAGAACACUUCCGAGAUGCAUAAUGAGCUUGGUGCAAGAGUCACUACUGCCUGUCUACAGCUACACAGUCAAAAUAGAGAUGAGGAAUAUGUUCUGCCACCCGGCGCUGAGAUAGGAACGCCAAUAUUCGAACUUUAUUUAGCACUUCAAGAUUUUGUAAACAUGAAGGAGAAUUUACCACAAUCAGACCAUAAAACUUUGGCGAUCUGCAAGUAUUACGAAUGGUUCAGACCGGCUGUCGACAAAUGGCUGGAUUUGGCGAAGCUCAAAGCAGUUCAAAGAGUACGAAGAGCCGCAGAACUCGAUCGGAUCUGCACUGGGGAAUAUUUCGUCAAACAUUGCACAUCGGCAAUCGAUGCCGUUGCAUGUUUUUAUCAGAUUAAAGAAUUCUGGAAGAAAUUAGCGUGGCCAGAUCUACCUGGAUCUUAUAAUUUCGUGCUAAAAGUUGUCGAUGCAAUUUGCAGUUCUGCGGCUUAUUAUGCAGAGAUAACACAUCAGAAGCUGGCAGAUAGUGGAUAUUAUGAGGAACAUACACCGUAUAAGACCACAGAUGAGGUAAUCGCUCAGAUGUGUGUGGCUAUCAAUGGACUUGAAUACGUGAGAAGAUGGUUGUUAACUUUGGGUGAAGAACUUCGCGUAGAACAAAUUUUGACGGCUUUGGAGAAUCAAGCAGGUGAAUCCAUUCGGAUACAAUGGCGGAAUGCCUUAAUAACACCACUUGAACAAACCCCUGAACAAAUGUUGCUUUUCAUCAAUCAAAUAGUUUCGAGAAUCGGAGCAAAGAUGAGACCACCUUUAAAGAAGGCGAUGUUUCACUUAGCUUGGUCUCCCGAUAGUCUACCGACUACGGAAGCGAUAGCACCUCUCGUCGAAUAUCUAGAUGUUCAUUUGGUAGCACUCAAUUCAGCUCUACUUGCCGCAAAUUUUAACCGUAUUCUGCAGGAUAUUUGGGAAGUAGUCCUUAGCGAAUUGAGCAGUCAAAUGGAUGGAAAUGCCGAAGAUAAACCAGUGAUGUUUUACGAAAGAUUGCAUAAAGCACUUGAUUUAUUAAUUAAAUUUUUUAAUGCUGACGACAAGGGUUUACCUUUAGAAGUAUUACGUCGUCAAAGUUUUAUGAAUGCAGAGGAGCGCCUUCAAUAUCACAAAAUGGAUACAACUUUCUUAAUCGAUCGAUUUUAUUACCAACGCCUUCAGGACCAAUACAACACAACUACCUGUGAAUAUGGAGUUUUAACGGUGCGAGCUUAUUUGAAUCACGAUUCUCUUUGCGUUGAAGUAAUAAAUGCUAGAGAUGUCAUACCGUUAGAUCCAAAUGGAUUCAGCGAUCCUUUCGUUAUAAUCGAAUUAUUGCCACGACGAAUGUUCGAGCAUUGCGCCGAGCAGCAGACUAAUGUCAAAAAGAGGACCCUAAAUCCCAUGUUUGAUGAGUGUUUUGAAUUUUCGGUAAAUGUGGAGCAGUGUCGUGACCUUAACGCCAUGAUUCUUUUUACGGUGAUGGAUCACGAUGUUCUUACGGCAAAUGAUUUCGCGGGUGAAGCUUUCCUGGGGCUUAGUACCAUUCCUGGCGUGGCCGACACGAACACUAAUAUAGAAAAUUUCCACGGCCUCAAGCAUCAGGAAUUACCACUUAUGCAUCAGAAAAAUCGAAAUCAUCCGAUUCUUCAAAUUCUGGAAACUCGAAUCGGUGACAAAAUGGCUCUCGAUUUUGUAAAGAAGCAAAAACAACGAUUCGCCGCGUAAGCACAUUACGUGCCGAAGAAAGAGAAAAAAAAAUUUGCGGUAUUGCAAUCGUCAUCAAGACUUAUAAAAAAAAUUAAGAGUCAAUGAGAAGAUUGAAGAGAAAAAAAAAAGAACUAAAUCCAUCCCUGGUAUAUCGUUGAUUCUCACUCUCUCUCAAGCACUCUAUCUUUCUCUGCCUAUCUUUUUACCAGCCUUUAUCCUAAAGAUCCGUCAGAUCUAUUUCAGUGUAAAUUGUGAAUAUAAUCUGUGUUGAUUCAAGAGAAAAAAAAGAAAAAAAGGAAAGGCGCGGAAAAGAAGACCAAGAGAAAUAUAUCAGAACUAUUUUUGUGUCAAAAGAGAAGUGUAGAGAAUAAAGCUAUGCAGCACGUGAAAAACCAUCGAUGUGACGUAGCUAAAUGUUUAAAAGCCGUCUCGUCGGGCUCGACACCGGAGCAGCCGCAAAAUUUUUUAUUUUAUAUUUUAUACAGAAAGGCCCGCGCAAAAAUAUUUAGGUACUUGCGCGUACUUAUGUAAUUUUUAGGAAAAUAAACAUACCAGUGUUCACAUCAUUCAAAUGAACGAGACUUCCGUUUGCGGAAGGGCGACUUCACUUUCGUUUGUCGAGUAUCAAUUGUGAACAGAAAUUGAAAUUUUCAUGAUAGAUAUAAAUAUAUAUUAUAUAAGAAUAUAAUAUGAUGAUUUUCUUUAAAACGAAUUAUUUUCACAAACAGUUUGUGUAUAAGAAAGAAAGUCAUCGAGACUGUUCAUGGAGAUUUCUAUUUUGAUUAUGCAAAAUUGAUUCACGACAAAGCUGGGAGGAAAAUACAAUACUAUCUUUUUAUACUCUUUUCUUAAA